This is a messenger RNA of Blastocystis hominis, 666 nucleotides long. RefSeq lists its product as hypothetical. Gene Ontology annotation, biological process: rRNA base methylation. Gene Ontology annotation, molecular function: rRNA (cytosine-N4-)-methyltransferase activity. NCBI's taxonomy places the organism in Eukaryota, Bigyra, Opalinata, Blastocystidae. Gene Ontology annotation, cellular component: cytoplasm. Bases 1 to 666 code for a protein of 221 amino acids. The transcript has a single exon. The record is from RefSeq and is a predicted model, not a curated record.
AUGAAGGAGGAGCUGGUAAUGCGUUUGGCUCCGUAUCAGUCUCGUGUUUCGAUUAUCACGGAUACUUUCGCAAAUACAUAUAAAUAUUUAAAUCAAAUGAACGAUUCCAAUGCAUCUUUUGCUACGAAAGCCAAUGGCACGCUUUUGGAUUUAGGAUUUAACAGUGUUCACGUCGAUGAGGCGGAUCGUGGUUUCAGUUUUCAAAAAGAUGGACCUCUGGACAUGCGAUAUGAUCCGUCGCAAGGAAUCACGGCAGCCGAUUUGGUAAAUCAACUCGACCGCGAUUCACUGACCGCGAUUUUUGCAGAAUAUUCCGGAGAGACCUAUCGCACGUGUCGGCAUGUGGCGAGUGUGAUUUGCCGCCGCAGAGAAAAACAGCAAUUCACAAAUACAAUUGAUUUUGCGACGUGUGUCAACAAAGCACUGGAGAGUGGAAAGCGUUCUCGCAAAACGCCUUGUACAGGCAUUUUUCAGGCACUCCGAAUCUCUGUAAACAACGAAUAUGAUCAUUUAAACAAAUUCAUGGAAACGCUGCCUGCCAUGAUGGCUCCUGGAGGCAUUAGCGUGUUUCUAUGUUUUCAAAGUCUGGAAGUUCAGAUUGUAAAAAGAUGGGUGCGACAAUACUUUAGUGACUGCAAAAGUGAUAAACCUCCGGUAGCACUGUAG